Messenger RNA from Nothobranchius furzeri (turquoise killifish), 4603 nucleotides. It is a transcript of the gene setd9, whose product is annotated as SET domain containing 9. The record is from RefSeq and is a predicted model, not a curated record. Gene Ontology annotation, molecular function: protein binding. Lineage: Eukaryota; Metazoa; Chordata; Actinopteri; Cyprinodontiformes; Nothobranchiidae.
GUGACGUCAGAUUCAGGCGCCGCAGUACGGACGGCUCCGAUCGCGACUCAAGCCUUCAGGGAUGUUUACCGCUGCUCUGAUAAGACUUCAGAAGUCAUGGAAAUCCUACAAACACCGUUUUGUGCCUUGGGUUGUGUUUAAUUUGUCUAAAAAUGAGAAAACUUUGCGCCAAGUGACGGAGCGCUCAAAAGACAAACUGAUCCCAGAUGAACGAGUUUCUGAAAGCCUGUUUAAGCUUUUCGGAACUCUCCUGGAGAAGAAGAGUCCUGUUUGUCUGGACCACGCAGCUCUUGUGCACCCAACACCAUGCUCUACAGGUGAAGAGGUGGAUGGUGGAUAUCCUGCACGUGCUAUGUUACAGUCUCUUGGAUUUUGUAUUGACCGCAAACCCAGCACUUUACCCCUUGCUGGAACUGGGGUGUUCGUCACCAGAGGGUUUAUACCCAAAGGUGCAACAUGUGCAAUGUAUCCUGGCACCAUUUAUCAGCCGUACGAGCCUAUUCUUCUUCAGUCCUUAAGAAACCCAUUUAUAUUCAGGUGUAUUGACGGUGUCCUAGUCGACGGAUUUGACAAGGGCAUCUCCAAACUGGUAUUCAGGUCCUGCAGUGGCAGAGACAGAAUUGGUCCUUAUGAGACCAGUGACACCAGCUGGCUGACACGCAGUCCUCAAAACCCACUCGCUGUGGGUCAGUAUAUCAACAAUUGCUCCAAUGAAAAGCCUGCUAAUGUGUGCUAUCAGGAAUACGAUGUACCAGACUGCUUUCCUAUUGAAUUCUUGCAGUUUCUCCCAAAUGUCAACUACAGCCAUGACACCAAGAGGCCUCUACGCUGUGUUGUUCUGGUUUCACUCAGAGAUAUCACUGCAGGAGAAGAACUGUUCUCUAACUACUAUACCAUUGUGCAUUAAACAUUUGGUAUUUUUUAACUGGGAAGAAAUAAACUGGAAAAGGCCAAUAGGUGAUGUUUUUAAUCACACCUGGGGGGGGGGGGUAAUUCCACAUAGCGAGUUGAGAAUAUUGAGACUUUCCUGAUAAAUUCCUGCUCAACUGUUCACUCAAGGAUUCAUCUUAGGGAUGGACAAUAUAUCGGCAUCGGCCGAUGUUAGUCAUUUUUUAACAUAUCGGUAUCGGUCCGAUACAGAAAACCAGGCCGAUAUUAACAACCGAUAUAUUUUCCAUCUCGUCUCCAUUUGUUUGCCUGUUUCAGAGGGUGAGGGGGUGAUGUGCAAUUGUUUAGUCAUGUGAACAGUGAAUGAAAUCAUCUCAGAACUGUAAAUGUGUGUGUUGUGUGCACAUAACGUAAAUUCAGCUUUAAUAAUUUUCAUUCCAUACAAAAUCUGCUGAUUUUAGAAGCAUCAAUGUCCGAAUAUCGAUAUCGGCUAUCGGCCAUAACAGUGAUCGGAAAUCGGUAUCGGCCCGAAAAUUUUAUAUUAGUGCGUCACUAAUUCAUCUGUACCACAAACGAUGCUCAGGUGGAUUCAGUCCUCUUUUAAAGAGCAAGUCACCCCCAAAUCAACUUUUUUUCACUGUUAAACUAUGUCUAAUCGUGCUGCAGACACAUGUUGACAAAAAUUUUGCACUUUAGUGUAUUUUAGUUCAAAUUAAAUCUGCCAUCGGUAUUGGCUAAGAGGUACCCAUGCAUUUUUUAGCGGCUCACCCCUCUCGGUCUGCUUGGCAACAGCAUUUGUUGUAUUUCUCAAACAGGAAGUGGGAGUGGAGUAAGACUAUGGUAGGGGGUGACUUGCUCUUUAAGUCAAGUGAGGAGUUGCAAGCGAGGCUCAUACAUGUCCACAGGCAGUCCCCAUUAAUCAUCAAUAAGUGAGAAUGAAAGGAAAGAGCCUUGUUCUUCUCCCCAGACAGAGCAAGAAUCAAUAAUUCAUGCCUACAAGGACUACAAAGAUACCAAAACAGAAACCACCAGCUGUGUGAUUAAAUCUGUGUAGCUGCAGCUAUUUAGUUAGAAUUCUUAGCGUUUCCAUGGAAAUACUGGAAGUCCACUUCAGCUCUGUUUCUCCACAUAUUUUAUUCUGAUUUUCAUCGUUCAUGUGUUGUAUUCAUGUACGGUUCCUGAGUUUUAAUGUUUAGAGACUCAAGGAUUUUGUUUUCUCUGAGCAGCUGUGAGUUUUAAGAAUAUACAUUUGUGGCGGUCACGUGACCCAAAAGUCAACCGUUUGUCACAAAUACACAUUUAGCCCCCAUUUUACACACGAAGGAGGAUGCAACAUAUCACAACCGGGGCACAGGAGUUAAGUGCUCGCCCCGUAAUCGGAAGGUUGCAGGUUCGAGCCCCACUCAGUCUGUCGCUGUCAUUGUGUCCUUGGGCGAGACACUUAACCCUCCUUGCCUGCUGAUGGUGGUCGGAGGGAUCGGUGUUGCCAGUGCUCAGCAGCCUCGCCUCUGUCAGCGCUCCCCAGGGCAGCUGUAGCUACAUCGUAGCUCAUCCUCACCAGUGUGUGAAUGUGUGAAUGAUUUUGUUGUAAAGCGCCUUGGGGGGUUCCAGGACUCUAUAAGUAGUCUAUAUCAAAUACAGGCCAUUUACAUAUCAUCUUCAGCCUUUAUUUACAGUAUAAAGAACUUUCCGUCCACCUGGCAACCCAAAGUGCUGUACACUCACACAAAAAUUAAAACACUGCAGAACCAAGCGAUGGCCAGCCAUAAAAUGUACAUAGCCACAACUAAAAACAAGCGAUAAAAUAAAAAAAUGUUGAUAAAAACAAAAUAAUCAAGUAAAAACACAACCGGAUCAUCAUUUACUAAAUUAACUAGAAAUAUCUAAAAAGCUAAAACUAGCUCACCUGCUGAGGGAGCGCCACCGUAUAAAACUGAGUCUUCAACUGACUCUUGAAAACUGACCGUGAGGGUGAUUUUCUGACCACGAGUCAUUCCACAGUUAGGGGCUACAGCUGAAAAAGCUCCACCUCCUCUAGUAGAGCGUCUCACGUGUGGGAUGACUAGCAGGUCUUGCUGUGAAGACCUAAGUGCUCAUGCUGGGGUGCAAUGGACGAGUAGAUUAGAGAGAUAGGCAGGGGCACGACCAUCGACAUAUAUACUGGACAAUUCGUGUCCAUAGGCUCCAAUUAUAAGUUUUUGUGCCGGAGGUGGCCACCGCCAUUUUGACACCACCGCCGUGUUACAGGUUCCGUCAAACCCAGACAAUUCCAAAAAAGGGAAAAGAGGUGGGGCUGUACGGCUGGGAUCAAAUGACGACACCCGUCCAACUGAAGCGAUGCAGCUAGAAGCUAACCCAAAGCUAAAGCCUGGUUCAUGCUUCUCGUCAGUUGAUCCCAGCCUUACAGCCCCACCGUCAGCUCCACCUCUCUUCCCUUUUGUAAAAUUGUCUGGGCUUGACGGAACCUGUGACACGGUCAAAAUGGCGGUGGUGGCCACCUCCCAUUUGUCUUCAAAAACGUGUUAUUGGAGCCUAUGGAAACCCAUUGUCCAAUAUUUAUAUGUCGAUGUACUAGACGGGCAGCUUGAGGAAUACGCAAACGCGAGAAAUCAUCCGGCGUGGUGAUGUGUUCCUCCACACCUUAAGCACCAGCCUGGUUGAUGAUGAAUGGCUGCAGCUGCGACCGCUUCUCAGGGCCGCCUUCCUGGAAGGAAGGACUCAGCAGAGGGUUAGGGAGGGCUCACCUCAGUAACUCGGCAGUAACUCCCGGCGUGAUCCUGCCACCUCUCUCUGUUAAAUGCUGUUAAAUGAAAAAUGACCCGCACUUUAAAAGCGCUUUACACUACAGUAUGACCAUUCACACACAUUCACACACAUUCACACACACACUGAAGGAGAUGAGCUAGACGAGGCGCCACCGGUCCCUCCGACCACCAUCAGCAGGCAAGGUGGGUUAAGCGUGUUGCCCAAGGAUACAACAGCAGAAUUCUCUGUCCGGCGCCGGGAUUGAACCUGCAACCUUCCGAUUACUGGACAACCCGCUCUACCUGUUGAGCUACUGCUGCCCCUGUUGUUGCGUCAAUGCAUAAUCUGCAUUCACAUGUUGUUGCAAUAUUACUACCAAGCGUGGAAACACAAAUGCCACAAAAUUCCCACAACGCCAUGCCGGCAUAGCACAUUUAUAAGACACACCGUUGUAGUAAUAUUACGCUGAUUUGCUGGCGCAGUGUGUCUCGCAAAAAGGGCUAAGGAGAGCUUGGAUUUUAGGAUUAGCUCGCUCGGUGUAAUACACCCUACCCUCACCUCGGGCUUAUGGAAAAAUAACAUUAAAAAUAUCGUCUUUGUAAAUAAGUUGCUUUCAAAAAAACAAAGUUUUUAAAAAAGAAGCGUUCAAUUGUACAAUUUAAAUAGCUAAAUAUUUGUGCUUCACGCAAACUCCGACAAAUGAUACACUAGAAUCUCAGCUUUCAGAAUUUUACUUUAAAAAUUAUAUUUCACAAUAUUAAAGUUUUUUUUCCUGCUUUGCUGUCAAGAAGGGCAGAUGCUUAUCCUCCCCUCUCCUCCUCCUCCAGCCUUUCUUUAUGUUUAUGUAUUUAGAGUAAACAUAAACAUGUAUUUAGCAUAAAACAUUUAGCAGCACUCUUUGUCCUGUCUUGUCUAUCAGAGCGCAUCUCUGUAUUGUUUUGAACCAUGGAUCUGGUGAGCUGGUCUCUGA